CUCUCCUCUCCUUCAGUCCCACGCCCCUCCCCUGCUUCUCCUCCUCCUCCGCCGCCGCCACGGAUGAAAUGGGCGCUGGUGGGCAGGCUGCGAAGUCGCGGUGGGCGGUGCUGCCACCGUGGCCGUCGGGCUGCGGCGGCCAGCAGAGGACCGCCGCCGGCUGGAGCUCCUUCCUCCUCCACCGCGAAGCAACCUCUUUCCCCCACGAAGGAAUGCCACCGCGUCCGACCUCAACAGCCGACCGAAACCCUAGCGAGCCCCACCCAUGACGCCCUACCCUAGGUGGGUGGUACAGCGGCCAGAGGAGAGCAGAGGAGAGAAGAGGUGAGGAGGUGGAGCAGCCAGCGCCUGGACGUGAGAGAAAGAACAUUGAGGCGCGGAAAGGUCUAUUCCCAAAUUUCUGUACCAGAGCACAUUCUAAGACCUUCUUAUGUGGGUGCAAACAUACUGCAAGAACUACCUGUCGUGCGCCAAAUACACAAUGCGGAAGGUACCGCUGGGAUGAGAGCUGCUUGCAAACUUGCUUCCCCUGUACUGAACUUUGCAGGAACAUUGGUUAAGCCAUCAAUUACUACAAAUGAAAUCGACAGGGCAGUGCAUCAUAUGAUAGUUGAGGCGGGUGCUUAUCCUUCUCCACUUGGCUAUGGCGGAUUUCCUAAAAGUAUCUGCACAUCAGUAAAUGAGUGUGCCUGCCACGGACUACCUGAUUCAACACAGCUGCAGAAUGGAGACAUCAUAAAUAUUGAUGUAAAUGUGUUCCUAAAUGCUGAUAGGUUUAUUGAUAUGCCUCAUAUGCAAGCUCCUAACCCACUGUAGAAGUUGUUUGUUGUGGAGAUGACUGGGUUCCAUGGCUAACAUAACACAUUUUACCUGUUAUGUACUUCAUCUGGCUGGAUAGCAAAUUGCAUUUUAAUGCUGAUUCAAUGCUUAUCAUUAAGUAUUUCUUAUGGAGAAAGAAAGCAGAGUAUGCCAUUUCAGCGCACUACGAUCACACCUGUGUCUGGGAGGAAGUUCUUUAGAACAAGUGCUUAAACAAGUACAAUCACACUGCUAUCGACGGGCAAUUU
This is a messenger RNA of Triticum dicoccoides, 1067 nucleotides long. RefSeq names its product methionine aminopeptidase 1B, chloroplastic-like. Gene Ontology annotation, molecular function: metalloaminopeptidase activity. The record is from RefSeq and is a predicted model, not a curated record. Gene Ontology annotation, cellular component: chloroplast. Lineage: Eukaryota; Viridiplantae; Streptophyta; Magnoliopsida; Poales; Poaceae. The transcript has 6 exons. The coding region runs from base 502 to 816 and encodes 104 amino acids.